Helianthus annuus (common sunflower) is the source of this 1525-nucleotide messenger RNA. RefSeq names its product SNF1-related protein kinase regulatory subunit gamma-1. Lineage: Eukaryota; Viridiplantae; Streptophyta; Magnoliopsida; Asterales; Asteraceae. The transcript has 6 exons. The coding region runs from base 245 to 1525 and encodes 426 amino acids. The record is from RefSeq and is a predicted model, not a curated record.
CAUACAUUCCCACAAAAACAGGGUUUCAUUUGGAUGAGAAAAUUUCUGAUCAUCGUUCGUAUACGGUCUAGCGAAUAACUCGUGAAAACACAUUUUGACCAACUUCAUAUCAUCCACGUGUCGCCAUGCACACUUUCACAUUGCUAUCUCAAAUCCAUCAACGACCCAUAUCUUAAAAUAACUGUUUUGAAAUGAGAAUUACAUUUACGUGACCUCCAAAAUUAACCGAUUUGUACAAGAGAAAAUGGUGGUUGAAGACGGAAGCCCGAAGAGCCCAGAGGCGAAGUUAGGACUCGAAGUCGAGGACCUAUGGGACAUACAGGAGCCACAGUUGUCUCCAACCGAGAAGCUUAAUGCUUGUUUCGAAAGCAUUCCUGUUUCCGAGUUCCCACAAGCCUCGUCUUCGCAAGUAAUUGAGAUCAAAUCAGACGCUAGUUUGGGCGAAGCUGUUCAGUUGCUAUCCCAAAACAAAAUUCUUAGUGCACCCGUUGUGGACGUUGAUGCGCCAGAAGAUGCAAGUUGGCUCGACAGAUAUCUUGGGAUAGUAGAGUUUGCAGGCAUUGUGGUCUGGAUUCUGCAUCAGUCGGAAAAGAAAGCAGGGUUAGAGGGGAUAGAUGCUGCAGAAGUAUUUGCUAAAGCAUUACAAGAGUCCACAGGACCUGCUGUUGCGGCAGCCGCAAGUGGGAUGUCGUCGCCAAGAUAUAGAAGUUCACAACCUGGAUCUCCGAAAACAGACGGAAACUUUUUUGAAUCCUUGACUUCUUCAGAUUUUUAUAAGAAUACAAAGGUUAAAGAUAUCUCCGGAUCGUUUCGAUGGGCUCCAUUUCUGGCACUGCAACCAUCUAACUCCUUUCUCACCAUGCUUUUACUGCUAUCUAAGUACAGAAUGAAGAGUAUUCCGGUAGUUGAUUUAGGGGACAGAAAGAUAGAUAAUAUUAUCACUCAAGCUGCAGUGAUUCAUAUGUUGGAGGAAUGUGCUGAUCUCCAGUGGUUUAAAAGCUGGGGAUCUAAGAAAUUACAUGAACUUGGCCUUCCUUAUAUGAAAAAUAAUCGGAUUAUUAAGGUGGAUGAGGAUGAACCGGUUCUGCAGGCGUUUAGAAUCAUGCAGGAGAAGGGUGUCGGUGGGGUGCCAGUCGUUGCGAGUGGUGGAAACAAGGCGGUUGGCAAUAUAAGCAUCAGGGAUAUUCAGUUUCUCUUGAUCGCCCCCGAGAUUUACAAAGAUUACAGAUCUAUCACAGCAAAGAACUUUCUAACAGCAGUUAAAAACUAUUUGGAGGAGAAUAAAAAGGAAUCCCCUUUGAUGAGUAGUAUGAUUACUUGCAAAAAGGAUGAUACACUUAAAGAUGUAAUCAUGAAACUUGAUUCCAUGAAGAUUCAUCGUAUAUAUGUAGUCGACGGAGAAGGGAACCUUGAAGGGUUAAUAACACUCAGAGAUAUAAUUUCAAAGAUAGUACAUGAACCUAGAGGAUAUUUUGGUGAUUUCUUUGAUGGUAUUUUACCCAUACCUCAAACCUCUAGGGUUUAG